Messenger RNA from Lichtheimia ornata, 687 nucleotides. RefSeq lists its product as uncharacterized. NCBI's taxonomy places the organism in Eukaryota, Fungi, Mucoromycota, Mucoromycetes, Mucorales, Lichtheimiaceae. The coding region runs from base 1 to 687 and encodes 228 amino acids. The record is from RefSeq and is a predicted model, not a curated record. The transcript has 2 exons.
AUGAAAAGUGCUUUCAUCUUGCUAUUUACCAUUCUAUCCAUCGGGUUUGCCUCAACUGAACAGCCCAUUGACACGUUACCCCCAUCACCAGCACCACCCGUUGUACUUACAUUACCAGCACCUCCAUUCGAUUGGCGAGAUGCUAUAGAGAAAGAGCUGGGACGACUGAAGCUAUUGACACACCAGGCUGAACAAGAGCUCACCACUUUGGGACGACGAAAGCAGCAGCUUACAUGGGAUGAUAUUUACUUUGAUCUACGACGCAUGUUCCCUGAGAUGUUUGAAAUGUUUGAGACACUCGUUGUUACGAAGCAGGAGCAGGAGGAGGAGGAUCGACCACAAGAACAAGGAGAACAAGAGUGUGAUGAUAGGAUAAAAGCAAUGAUUGAACGCCGUCGCCAAUUACUCUGGGAAGAACUCGACGCUGAGAAACGACAAGAAUUAGCACAAUGGGCCGAGAAAGCUCAAAAGGAACGAGACCCUACAAAAGCUGACAAUGAAUUGGCUGCUAUUGCAUGGAUGCAAGGACCAACACGACGUGUAUUUGAAGAAUUAUCAGCCGAUGACAUCCUUGAUGAAUUCAGAGUUCCUUCAGUAUGGAAGAGUGCGUACAACGUCAUUGUCAGCACACCAAAGCAAUGGGCUAAACGAACAGUGGAGAAAUGGGUCGGCUGUAGUUGCGAAUAG